UUCAAUAUGAUUCACGUUGGUAUUCUUUGGAAGUCAAAAAAAAUGAAGAUACCCACUAUUCACUCUCUGGCUGUGUCUCACUUACUAAAGUGUGUUGAGCCAUGGAUAUAAAAAUCGAUUGUUCGCCAUUACACUCAUCAAUCAUACACUUGAACAUGGCUUCCAAAGUUUCCAUUUCCGUUCUGGUAGUAUCAUGGGUCCUUUGUGUCUUCAUGCAUUCCACAAAUAUGUUUGCUGUAGCUGUCUCUGUGGCAGCAUCUGAAUCAUCAACGCUACAACUAGAGGCGAAGGCACUGCGGGAGAGUGGGUGGUGGAGUGGUCACUUCAACUAUACCUCCUUAAAUUAUUGCAACUGGGAUGAAAUAGAAUGCAACGCUGGUGGAAGCGUCAUAGGGAUUUCCAUGGGCGGGGUCUAUCUUGGGGAGAAGGUCAGGAAAUUCAACUUCUCUUCCUUCCCAAAUUUAGUCCGUCUUAGUCUUCGGAAUACUGGACUUCGAGGGAGCAUCCCUCGACAGAUAGGUACUCUUUCAAAACUCACCUUCCUAUCUCUUUCCAGUAAUAAUCUUACAGGUCACUUCCAUCUUUUUCUCACGAACCUCACUCAAUUAGAAUAUUUGUUCAUUUACCAAAAUAUAAUUAGUGGGCCCAUUCCCGAAGAAUUGGGAAAUUUAAAAAAUCUUCAAUAUUUAGAUCUGAGUUAUAACAAACUCACAGGAUCAAUUCCUUCAGCUCUGGGCCUUUUAACCAAUCUCAGCUAUUUGUUAUUGGAUUCUAAUAAUAUCACUGGUUCCAUCCCCGACAAGUUGGGAGAUUUAAAAAAUCUUCAAUAUUUAAGUCUGAGUUAUAACAAACUCACUGGAUCAAUCCCUUCAGCUAUGGGCCAUUUAACCAAUCUCAACUAUUUGUAUUUGUCUUCCAAUAAUAUCACUGGUUCCAUCCCCGACAAGUUGGGAUAUUUAAAAAAUCUUCAGGAAUUAGAUCUGGGUUUUAACAAACUCACAGGAUCAAUCCCUUCAACUCUGGGCCUUUUAACCAAUCUUACAUACUUGAACCUCAGCAAUAACAACAUUGUUGGUUCCAUCCCCAUAGAAUUAGCUAACUGCUCUUCACUAGCCAACUUGUCUUUAAGUCACAAUUACUUAAAUAGAAGCAUUCCCUCUCAAUUCAGUGACCUUAUUUCUUUACGUUUUAUUGACCUCAGCUACAAUAAUCUCACAGGCAACAUUCCCCCUUAUCUUGUUAACUUGGAAUUUAACCUGUCAUACAAUUCUUUGGAGGGUCAAAUCCCAAAAAAUCUCCAAAAUCAUAGUUUCGAUGCAUUUAUCGGCAAUAAGGAUUUAUGUGGUGACUUCAAAGGUUUCUCUCCUUGCCUUUCAUCUUCCCAAAUCAUGAGCAAAAUAAAAAUGUCACUUCCCCUCACAAUUUUCAUUGUGCUUUUACUUCUUUGGUGUUUUUUCUACUCUCGAUGUUGGGUUAUAGGGAAAACACAAUCCAAUCCAAGUAGAACAAAAAAUGGGGACUUGUUCUCAAUAUGGAAUUUUGAUGGAAAAAUUGCAUACGAAGAUAUCAUUGAAGCAACAAAUGACUUUGACAUUAGAUAUUGCAUUGGAACAGGUGGUUAUGGAAGUGUCUACAAAGCACAAUUGCCUAGCGGUAAAGUUGUUGUCCUAAAAAAACUUCAUCGCUUAGAGGCUGAGGACCCAAGUUUUGACAAGAGUUUCAAGAAUGAGGUACAAAUGCUAACGGAAAUUCGGCAUCGAAACAUUGUGAAACUUCAUGGCUAUUGCUUGCAUAAACAAUGCAUGUUUUUGGUUUAUCAAUACAUGGAAAGGGGAAGCUUGUUUUGUAUCCUAAGUGACGAUGUUGAAGCAUUGGAAUUAGAUUGGCCUAAGAGGAUGAACAUUAUCAAAAGCAUAGCACAUGCCUUAUCUUACAUGCAUCAUGAAUGCAACCCAGUAAUUAUUCAUCGUGAUAUAUCAAGCAACAAUAUUUUAUUGAACUCUAAGCUAGAGGCUUUUGUCUCCGACUUUGGCACAGCUAGACUUCUUGAUCCUGAUUCCUCCAACCAAACUUUAGUUGUUGCGACCUAUGGUUAUAUUGCCCCUGAACUGGCGUAUACCAUGGUGGUGACUGAAAAAUGUGAUGUUUACAGCUUUGGAAUGGUGGCACUAGAAAUAUUAAUGGGAAACCACCCAGGAGAACUCUUGAGUUCAUUAUCAACAUUAUCUUCUCAAAAUUUGAUGUUAAACGAAAUAUUAGAUCAACGUUUGCCACCACCAAAUCGUUCAAUUGCACAAGAUAUUUUCUUUGCUGCUUCUGUAGCCUUUGCAUGCUUACGCACCAAACCAAAGUCCCGACCUACGAUGAAAUGGGUGUCCCAAGAAUGUCUUUCAGGUAAGAAACCAUUAGCCAUCCCCUUGCAUGCAAUUUCGCUAUGGCAGUUAAGGAAUCAAGAAACUUAUAUGAUGGGAGAGAGUGAAACUCAAUCACGUAGUGCAUGUUGUUAGGUUGUGUACCAUAUGGUUUGAUGAACUUAUGAGAAAAGAAUUUGUUGUGUAUGAAUGAUUUCCUUUUUCUUUUUCUUUUUUCUUUUU
Messenger RNA from Quercus lobata, 2594 nucleotides. Its product is annotated as probable leucine-rich repeat receptor-like protein kinase At1g35710. The transcript has 3 exons. Gene Ontology annotation, molecular function: protein kinase activity; ATP binding; protein binding. Lineage: Eukaryota; Viridiplantae; Streptophyta; Magnoliopsida; Fagales; Fagaceae. The record is from RefSeq and is a predicted model, not a curated record. The coding region runs from base 102 to 2507 and encodes 801 amino acids. Gene Ontology annotation, biological process: protein phosphorylation.